AUGCGCAUCAGAAUUCGCGGUCCUUCGGGCAUGUCCCAAGUCAACAUGCCAGAGACAGCAACAUGGGGAGAACUCAAGCAUGAGAUAUCCACAAAGACAUCUGUCGCAGACUUUGAUGUCAAGUACGGCUACCCACCCCAGAACCUGGACACAACAAGUAUCGACAAUGAGACGAAGUUGACUGAUGUCGGUAUCAAACUCGAUGGCGAACAACUCAUCAUCUUGCCACGCGAUGUUCAGCAGUCACUGCACAACCCAAUGUCUGGCCAUGUCGAUCUCCAAACCCACGGAACCUUGCCUUCUUUGAAGAGCAUUCAACCUCCUCAGCACAAUCCUGGUGAUUUCCCAUCUGGCCAGACGAAAGGAGAGCAAGCUGCACCGCUCUCUCUGCAGCGAAAACCGAACGAUGUGGAGAGCGACCCACCCGAGGUGCCUGUGCCAGGUCUGGAAGGCGUUCUCGUUCUUCGCGUGAUGCCGGACGACAAUAGCUGUAUGUUCAGAGCUUUAGGAAGCGCUGUUUUGGGCGAUGCGCUUGAUGCCAUGAACGAGGCGAACCCGGACCUAUACACUGCUGGUAUGCUCGAAAAAGCACCCGACGACUACUGCCGUUGGAUCCAGCGCGAGGACUCUUGGGGAGGCGGUAUCGAACUCGCCAUCCUCUCUCAACAGUUCGAUAUCGAGAUCUGCAGUAUCAACGUCCAGGACUUGCGGGUUGAUCGUUUCAAUGAGGGCAAAUCAAGACGCUGUAUUCUGAUCUACUCUGGCAUACAUUACGAUGUUGUUGCCGUCUCCCCUGGCCAAGGCACGAGUCCCGAGUUUGACAGGAAGAUGUUCGAGGUUGCUCAGAUCGAGGGCAUGGAGGGCGAAGAUGGUGGAGCUCUGCAAGCCGCAAGAGAGCUAUGUCAGAUCCUGCAACAGAGACACUACUUUACCGACACCCAUGGUUUCACCAUCAAGUGUAACAUUUGUGGCUGGACCGGCAAGGGAGAGCAGGGUGCCACGGAGCACGCGAAGCAGACGGGCCACAUGAACUUUGGCGAAGCAUGA
Molecule: messenger RNA, 1047 nt
Organism: Aureobasidium vineae
Lineage: Eukaryota; Fungi; Ascomycota; Dothideomycetes; Dothideales; Saccotheciaceae
Source: the annotation of a GenBank genome assembly